ACGGUCUUGCGGUACGUAGGACUGAAAGGUUUAUUCUCACUGUGGAUUUUCCACAGAAGACACGUCCACCCUUUUAAAGACAAUGAAUAACAUUCGCAAUAUUUAACAUUUGUGUUGUCCUUUUCAGUGGGAUAUUGAACUAUCUUAACUGUUUUUGUCGCGCUUUCCUUCUAUUGGAUUUUUUUUUUUUUUUUUUUAGGAAGGGCGUGUUUGGCUGAUCUGGACCGGGAGUUUCAGCUCCUGUGCUUGGGACACUUGUGAGGAAUGACAACAACUGGAAAGUCCCUGCAAUCCGCCUGAAUGGAAACAAUGGAUUAUAAGGACCUCGGACAUCAUUUUGAGGAGAAGCUGACACUGACAGAUAAAUCUCUGCCCUUGCAAAGUGAGUGUCAGACCAUCCACAUUGGAGAUAAGUCCCUGGGCAGCGUAUUCCUCACCCCUGAUGAAUCCGCCAUCACAGACCUCUCCCCCAAGACUGAGUCCUGCACCAAAGCAGAAACCCCCACUGAGACGGAUGCCUCCUGCAAGACGGAGCCCAGCCCGUCAGGGCCUGGCACCGACAGCAGCCCUCCGCCCAAGAAAGAUUCAAUGAACUCAGAGCAGCGGCAGAAGCUUGCCAAGCAGAGAAGAGAAGAACGAGCCAGAUAUAUUGAACAGCAAACUCAGCUGCAAGCGGCAAAGAAGGCCCAGUGGCUGGAGAAAGAGGAGAAGGCCCGGCGUCUACGAGAGAGCCAGCUGGAGGACCGCAGGAAAAAACUGGAGCAGCAAAGACUGAAGGCUGAGAAACGCAGAGCCUUGCUUGAGGAAAAACAGAAACAGAAACUAGAGAAGAACAAGGAGCGAUACGAGGCAGCCAUCAAGAGGUCGACAAAGAAGACCUGGGCCGAGAUCCGUCAGCAGAGGUGGUCCUGGGCCGGCGGACUCAACCAGACCUCUCGCAGAGAAAGCAGAUGCUCGGCCUCCACGGUCAACUUGCCCAGACAGGUGGACCCUGUCAUUAACAACAGGCUGUCCAAGUCCUCUGCCACGCUCUGGAACUCCCCCAACAGAACCCGCAGCCUGCGUCUGAGUCCGUGGGAGAGCCGGAUCGUGGAGAGGCUCAUGACGCCCACGCUGUCCUUCCUCGCUCGCAGUCGCAGCGUCGCCACCCUCCUCAACAACAGCGACUCUUACUCUCACCACUGCUCCCGUUCAGCUUCGGCCAGCCCGCUGAACGCCUGCUCCCACCACCCGCACCACAACUCCGCCGAGCGCUGGAGGCUCUCCUCCGCCAGCACGCCGGACAUCACCCAGCGCCAACGGCAACGGAACUCCACGCCGGUUGACAGAAAGAAGAAAGAAAAGAAAGACAAGGAGCGAGAAAAUGAGCAAGAGAAGAAUGCACUCACAAAAGAAAGGGUACAGAAGAAAAGACUGACGGCGUCACCAACCACCAUCACAAGGAGAUCCCAGCCCGAGUCCAGCAGCACUCCUAAGCCCAGAACAAGACCUCCGUCACCGGCUCCUCCUAAAAGUCCUCCCUUAUCUCCUUUGGUGCCGGCGCUCAAGACGCCCACGGGGAAAAAGACACCGCCACCCGGCUCCAAGACACGGCCCAAGCGGGCCCAGACACCCGCCAGGGUCCAGCCCCAGACGGUCACGACGGUCACCGUGGAAACAGGCCAAGAAUCCAAGGAGCCUGAUAGUUCAGAGGAGAAAAAGAACUCCAGUCAUGCACCAGCAACAUCUGCCGCUCCCAGCCCACCGCUGGUCCAAGUGCCAAAAGAAGAGCUCCCCACGCCAGCUGCUUCACCCGCAGUGAACGCCACAAGCAAUCCCGCCGCCGCCCCGGUUGUGACGUCCGGCAGGCCAUCGGCUGGCACUAACGACCCCGAGGAGGCCGCUCGCGUCCUCGCCGAGAAGCGCAGGCAAGCCCGGGAGCAGCGGGAGCGGGAGGACCAGGAGCGCCAGGAGCUAGAGCAGAAGAACAGGAUCCUCAGGGAGGAGGGCAUGGCGCGCGACGCAGAGGAGAGGAAGCGGCGCGAGGAGGAGGCUCGAUUCAUGGCCGAGCAGCAGCGUCUGAGGGACGAAGCCCAGCGGGCUGAAGAGGAGGAGCAGGCCAAGGAACGAGCCAAAGCCGAGCAGGAGGAGAACGACAGGCUGCAAAAACAGAAGGAGGAGGCUGAUGCAAAAGCACGUGAGGAGGCUGAGCAGCAGCGCAUGGAGAGGGAGAAGCACUUCCAAAAAGAAGAGCAGGAGCGCCUGGAGAGAAAGAAGCGUCUUGAGGAGAUCAUGAAGAGGACUCGCAAAAGUGAUGCAGGAGAAAAGAAGGAGGUGAAGGCCUCACAGCAGGUUAAUGGAAAAGACACAGAGCUGAGUAAAGGCGAAAACCUGCUGAGUCCCGCCGCGUCCGACCCUGUGUCAAACGGAGUCCAGAACGGCGUGUCGGCCAACGGCGAGUUGGAGCAGAUCAUGCAGAUGAACAGCGGUGCCAACUCUGCAGCAUCACAAGGUGCGCUGCUCACUGGAGGAGAACCUUUCCUCAUGAAGACAGGACCCAUGAAACCGCAGCAUGUGGCAGAGGUCCUGUGAGCCGCCUACCAUCCAGCCAUGGACACGCGCCUUAUGUCUCCGCUUGAGCCUCCACCAACACACAGCGGCUUAGAGAGUAGUGUGCCAAACCUGUGCUGUUUCCAUGACAACAUGCAAAGGACGCAGGACGGUAGGACGAGGAGGAGGAGGACAUGUUUGGGAUAAGAUAAGCACUCAUCCAUAAAACGACACACACGAUCAGUAUUCUCUUGUCUUCAACAUGUGUUCUGGUGCAAGUUUUAUUGAAACAUCACACGCAUUUUUCGGUGCACCUCAAAGAUGACUGAAUUUUUAGAAAAUACAGUAUAAGAACCCCUAACCCCCCGCGCAAAAAAAAAACCUGUUUGACAAUGGUCGUUGUUAUUAUUAUUAUUAUUACUACCGUGCUUUCUGAUAUUGUUAAGUUGAACAAAGUGUGUUUGUGUCUGGGAAUACAGAGUUAUUUAACGCCAGGAGCCACAGACCGUGUAUGUAAAUGUAUAAGGAGCCCGGCUGCCUGUAGGACCCCGGCUUGUUGGCAGGGGUCCUGUCAAAUAAAGCUUUACGAAAGGGAAGGAAACAUGUGUCUAGUACUCUGUAUCAUUUAUAAAGAAGUGGCUUGUUUUUGUCAAUAAACGUCUGCGGCAUUGAGAA
Nerophis ophidion (straightnose pipefish) is the source of this 3204-nucleotide messenger RNA. RefSeq names its product MAP7 domain-containing protein 1-like. NCBI's taxonomy places the organism in Eukaryota, Metazoa, Chordata, Actinopteri, Syngnathiformes, Syngnathidae. Gene Ontology annotation, cellular component: microtubule cytoskeleton. The record is from RefSeq and is a predicted model, not a curated record. The coding region runs from base 301 to 2571 and encodes 756 amino acids. Gene Ontology annotation, biological process: microtubule cytoskeleton organization. The transcript has 18 exons.